Molecule: messenger RNA, 1881 nt
Organism: Astrephomene gubernaculifera
Lineage: Eukaryota; Viridiplantae; Chlorophyta; Chlorophyceae; Chlamydomonadales; Astrephomenaceae
Source: the annotation of a GenBank genome assembly
UAGCGCAACCAGCGUGAAAUGCAUGUGACGCACUGCUUGUUCUACUUCGUUCGUGUUGCCUAGGAUAGAAGGGUACCCUCCCGGGUACCGCCAAAGUAUGGCAAUUGUGCGGUUCUGAGCAACUGUAAUCGCCGGCCGUCAUCGACGCAUAUUAGGGCCUAUAUUGCAAGAAUUGUAAGUUGGAGCUAUCAUAAACCACCGCAUUCCUCCUGGCGAACGAGCGCCACCCAAUCGUACGUUAAGGGGCGCCUCGCAUGCGAUCUAUUUUUCGCUGCUGCCCCUCGCCCCGUGUAGCGCAGCGUCUGGCGGCAGCAGCUCUGCGCACCAAGUCAGCCACAGCGCAAGCGGCCCUAAUAAGCGUGUUACCCAUCGACGCUCAGCCAACCCCAGCUACUGCGAAGCUUCUGAACAGCACUCAUCACACCCGCAUUGCACAUGUUGCUUCACGGUUAACCGGCUUUUCCGGGCUUGGAUGCAGCAACCGCAGCAGUAGCAGCAAUUGCGGCAGAAGGAACAGCAGCAGCGGCAACACAACGCGCACAACCUCCACUUCUGCAACCACCACAACAACUGCCGUAACCACCACUGCAGUCAUGCAGCCGGACAACAUUACGGCAGCAGCUGGGGCCGCGGCGCUGGGUGGGGAGGAUGUGAGCUCAUUGCCAAAGGCCUACGUCCGAGUGACCCCUGGGUCGGACACCCUGGCAGUGAGCGUUACGAUGGGAACCAAGUCGUGUAACCUGAACAGGCCCACCGAUGAGCCGCUGGAGAAGGCUCUGGCGCGGCUGGCUAAGAACCUGGCUCCGAAACCGCCAAAGAAGGACAAGCGCAAGAAGCCCGGGGGCCCUGACGCCGCCCCCCCUGACACCGCCCCCCCUGCUGAGGAGCCGGGGAUCGCAGUGCAGCUGUUCGAGGACCUGGCGGAGAGCCGCCCGGUGCCCCCCUCGCUUCCCAACGGCGCUGCCUGGCUGCGGGGGUCUCUGCUGCGGGUGGGGGCGCAGCGCUUCCGGCUGCAGGUGAACCCGCCCGCGGUGGACAAGCUGUACUUGGACCGGUUGGCGAUGGUGGGCUUCCCCACAGCCGCAGUACCCACGCUCGCCAACGCGGACCCCGCCCUGUGUCGCUGGCGCUGGAGUGCGCAGCGCCCCGCACCGGGUACGGCAGGAGCGGCAGCAGGGGCAGCAGGGGCAGCAGGAGGAGCAGGAGGAGCAGGAGGAGCUGGAGGAGCUGGAGGAGCAGGAGCAGCAGCAGGAGCUGGAGGAGCUGGAGGAGCUGGGGGCAGCAGCGGCGGCAGCGGCGAGGAGGAGGGGUGGCGGGACCUGGGUUGCGCCUCGCAGCACUACACGCCCACCGCGGAGGACGAGGGCUGCGUGCUGCGGGUGGAGUGCACCCCGGGGGCGGCCAGGAGGAGGGAGGGGGGCGAGGAGGAGGAGGAGCUGAGCUGGGGGCAGCCGGUGUGGGGGCUGACGGGCCCGGUGCAGCCAGCCCCCCCGGUCACCUCAGCGUCCAUCCGCUCCGGAAGCACCACCACCGGCAGCACCACCACCAGCAGCAACCCCACCAGCAGCAACCCCCCCUCCUGCCCCCCUCCCCCUCCCCCGCCGCCUCCACCCCGCCCCCCGGGCAGCUUCCGCAUCAUGUCGUACAACAUCCUGGCCGACCAGUACGCGGGCUCGGACUACGCGCAGAAGGUGCUCUUCAAUUACUGCCCGAAGGAGUACCUGGACCCCUCCUACCGCCGUGCCCUCGUACUGCAAGAGGUGCUGUCGUAUGGGGCUGAUGUCAUCUGCCUGCAGGAAGUGGACGAGCGCACCUACACCGACUUCCUCUCCCUCCACCUGGGCCGUGCGGGCUACUCCGGGCACUACACCAACAAGCAGG